Schistosoma spindalis is the source of this 1458-nucleotide messenger RNA. NCBI's taxonomy places the organism in Eukaryota, Metazoa, Platyhelminthes, Trematoda, Strigeidida, Schistosomatidae. The record is from the annotation of a GenBank genome assembly.
AUGACACGUCCUCACUCUCGUGUUUUGGCCAUCACGUUUGUUAUAGUCAUAUGUAUCCUGUGUUCUACCUACAUAUAUAAUAAUCAUAAAAGGAGCGUGAACAUCGUUAAACGUAAAGGUUUUUCUUCUGAACUGCAAUACUUCGAUAUUAGGGCCUCAUCACCGAACUCUACUUGUCGCCAUACAAAACAAAGUCCCAUACUCGUUGUUGACGAACUAGGAUAUCUGUGUAAUUAUUUUAAUCUCCUGACGAAUAGUUGUUGCCCGUUUCAAAACUUAACACAGCGCUUUUUUUGUCAUUCAUGCAAGUCUAACCACUGCUGUUCUAUCUACGAGCAUUGUGUUUCUUGCUGCUUGAAUCCAAUUAAUAAAUCCCUGUGGGAUAAAGUUCAAAAUCUUAGUGCUAACAAUAAACGUCAUCUACAAUUAGCUACAGAUGCAUUCGAAUUUUGUGUUGCAGUUUGUAGAACUUCUUCACUAACUGUCUUGCAUGAAAAUCGAAUUUUUAUAGAUUUCAUCAACAUGUUGUCAUUAGAUCAUUGUAAAAAUUUGGCCUACUAUCUACUAACUACAAAUUAUGCUCCAUAUCAGAAUGAAAAGUUGAAACACUUGUUUGAUAAUAUUAAUAAUGAUAAAAGCCGUAAAACACAGAGAAAACCUCUUUUAAAAGCUCCUACUACUGCAAACACCACUAACAGUGUUACUGUCAACAUAUCAUCAUAUGGAGAUAAUUCCUUGCCUGUAUUAUCUAAAAAUAUUCAACAAAAGAAGCAUUAUAAUUUCUUAAUAAAGAUGCUUAAACGUGACAGUCUGUUGCCAGAAUCACUAUGGAAUAACGUUUAUAAUCAACUAUGUGAUAAUUUUGUUUAUGAAUUAAAUUCUUUGCAUCGGGGUUUUCAUCAACUCACAUCUACCAGUACAUUUGUUAAUUAUGUUAUUCAAUAUCUGGGACGUUCAUUUAGUAUGAAACAUAAUAUUAUUCAGUUAACCGAUAUUGGAUUAUCAGAGUCAUUUAAACAUAAUAAUAUUGACAAUACUUCAGUUGAUGGGAAAACAAAAGAACAAAUAUUAUCACACUUGACAGAGGCUCUUGCAAAUACCUUAUUAAAAUAUCCAAUUCAUCUAGCUUAUAAAAGAUCACCUUCAGGCUUAGAAACUGGCAUAUCGUAUGUCUCUACAUUUCGUAAACAAUGCAAGGAAGUUCUAGAAUAUUGUCUAUCACAUUUCGAGGCAAAUUAUUUAGUAUAUACUAUGAGGAAGGAUAAAAUUUACAACUUAUCCAAUAUUUCAACGAAUGAUAAUGAUAAUGAUGAUGAUAAUAUUUCGUCUAGUUCGUAUACAAAUUCAAUGGAUAAUACACACUAUAAUAAUUAUUCUAUUGCUGAAUUGGUUAGAAAUUAUGAUGGACUUCAAGAACAUAUUGCGUCUACUAGAACUAAUGAUUCAAUAGCCAACUGA